AUGGAAACCGCCAGAGAUUCCCAAGAAGGUCAGUUCAAAACCUCGUUGAACCCGGAACAGAUGGCCGAACAAGCAAGAGACCCAAAUGUACAAGGAAGUCAACGCCAAGAAGAAAUAUCAGAAGAAGAUUCCACAGGAGAAGCAGAACAACAAAUUGAAGAAGGAAUAAGAGAGAAGAUGGCCAAGAAUACCAACAAGAUGGACAAGAACACCAACAACGUGGCCAAGACGAAGAACAAAUGGAACUGGAAGUGAGAGGAAGGCAGAUCGGAUAUGGGAAAAUGGAGAGGACAGCAUAUCUUCCGAAGAGCGUGGCUAUAUACUACAAGUAUAAGGUUCCUGCAUUGUAUAACUUUAGGUCUUACGGAAGAAAGCGGGUUUUGCGCUCGGGUAUCAGAGGAUACAUAGCGUUAGUUGAAGGAAGCAUGGGUCUCGCGUACAUCCCAGCUUGGGAUGAAUUUGUCAUAGUAGGGCGUAAGACCGGACGGGGAUUCCUCCCGUUAGGGACGGAAAUCACCCUGCGGGAGGUAGUGGCCGUAGGCCUAGUAAAACAAGACAUGCGGUAUCCCGCUAUACGUCAAGGGGCAGUUAGGAUCAUGGUAGGGAAAAUUCCCACGGUAAAAAGAAUACUGGGUUGUGAAACCAAACUUCAGCGUUUUGGAAUUGGGUGAGGCCCCAAAAUGCAAAAUUAUGUAGGUAUGUGGCAUUUGUGAGCUUUCUCACAAGUGUCCACCUCCCCCGAGUGGGAGAGGCCGUAGUCCUGGCUAUUAGCCAGGGUGUCCCAAUGGUCGCAUAUGAGCGGCCAUACCAGCCGACUGUCUACCAUAAGAUAGAUAGCUGUGAAACAUUGAACGUAAAUUUUCUGGGCAAUGACCCAGACGGGACUGGAAAAUGGGAACCGUAAUCCGUAAGGCCAAGAACGCGAUCUGGCCACCAGAAGGAAGGCCAAAGAAGAGGAUGGCUCAGGAGAAUGGUCAAAUCUACUCAUCGCCACCUCGUGGAACGUGGCCCCAUACCAUCAGAUCUCACCGAAACCAUACCCUCAAGAACCUCCAGGUAAGUGAACUAUUUAUUACACCCAGUUUGAUAGUAGGUAGGUUGCUGCACAUAGUUGAGCUUUUGAGUUUGUUGGUUUUUUUCAGGUUCACUGGUUUAUUUUCUUAGCCUAUUCUUUUCUGUCUUUAGUGAAUUUAAUACGUAAAAAUCAAAAAAAAAUCCCCAAACAAAAAAAUUUUCCGUAAAUUUUACAUGAACUCGAAAUUUAAAAUCGUAAUAGAUGAUACGCUGCCCCCGCCUUCAUGACCGAGAAAGAGGCAAGCUAUAAGAGUGCCAUAUGUAGGUCCAUUUUUAGAAGAGGCCGACAGUUGGAAUCUCGAGUCGAGCACGGCUUCUGCCGGCUUGGUCAGAAUCAGCAGGUGAUCGUAAAAGCUAUCACCGAGCUCAAUGAGCAAGUUUUGAAAUUGCACCCCUUUUCGUAAAGGCCAACGGGUCCUAUCUUCGAGGAAACGAAGGCGGAAAAGCCUCCAAAAGAUCAGACGGCAGCCUGUUUGACGAGCUUCAUUCAAGUAUCAAACAAGCUCAUAUUCACAACAACAUAUUCCUUCAACGUCCGCCGCAAAGAGACUCGCAUUUCAAAGCCGUAAUCGUAGAUCAACAAUAUCGGUCUUGAUAGUAAGGGUCCGCCCACUCCUAGAUCGAGACCCGAGAGAGAGGGGAGAUGCGGCGGCGACCACGGGGGUCCUGGUGUCGAGUCGCUGUGGGCAAUUGUUCAGAGUGGCCAACCCAGGCAAGGUUGGCAAACUCGCUGUUGGCGACGAGGUCGCCGCGACCACUCUCUAUAAAAAGGAGCAGUGUCGCGGGGUUCCCAUUGAGGAAACUAUCCACGUCCAGCGAGUGACCUUUUCCGCCCCACGAAAAUUGGUGUGUGGAACCGUAACCUAUGUAGCCCCGUCGUACAUCGACGUGCGGCUCAAAGGGCAUGUGGUUGUGAGAGUGGACAACAACCAAGUCCACCCCGACACACUGGUUUUGAGCCAAGGUGACGCAGUGGCCCUCGGGAUAACCGAGGUAGCCGCUGAAAGCCAGUGGCGAUAUAAUUUAAAUAUAUAUGUUUCUAUGCGUGUGGAGUACACUGUUUAA
Messenger RNA from Bursaphelenchus xylophilus (pine wood nematode), 2139 nucleotides. The record is from the annotation of a GenBank genome assembly. Lineage: Eukaryota; Metazoa; Nematoda; Chromadorea; Rhabditida; Aphelenchoididae.